AUCGUAAGCUGGUGCAAGUGGGUUUCCCUGUUUGUCGGCGGCGCAAAGACGGCGGGCAUGGUCGGAAGGGAGAAGGAGCUCUCCAUCCACUUUGUUCCUGGGAAUUGUCAGCUGGUGGAGGAGGAAGUUAACAUCCCCAGCAGGCGGGUUCUGAUUACUGGUGCCACUGGCCUUCUUGGCAGAGCUGUAUACAAAGAAUUUCAGCAGAAUAACUGGCAUGCUGUUGGAUGUGGUUUUAGAAGAGCAAGACCAAAAUUUGAACAGAUUAAUCUCUUGGAUUCUGAUGCAGUUCAUCACAUUAUUCAUGAUUUCCAGCCCCAUGUCGUAGUACACUGUGCAGCAGAGCGAAGGCCAGAUGUUGUGGAAAAUCAACCAGAUGCUGCUUCUCAACUUAAUGUGGAAGCUUCUGGGAAUUUAGCAAAGGAAGCAGCUGCAGUUGGAGCAUUUUUAAUCUACAUUAGCUCAGAUUAUGUAUUUGAUGGGACAAAUCCACCUUACAGAGAGGAAGACAUAGCAAAUCCCUUAAAUUUAUAUGGCAAAACAAAAUUAGAAGGAGAAAAGGCUGUCUUGCAGAAUAAUUUAGGAGCUGCUGUUUUGAGAAUUCCUGUUCUAUAUGGAGAGGUUGAAAAGCUGGAAGAAAGUGCCGUGACUAUUAUGUUUGAUAAAGUGCAGUUCAGCAAUAAGUCAGCAAACAUGGACCACUGGCAGCAGAGGUUUCCCACUCAUGUCAAGGAUGUAGCCACUGUGUGUCGUCAGUUAGCAGAGAAGAGAAUGCUGGAUCCAUCAGUUAAGGGGACUUUUCACUGGUCGGGCAAUGAACAGAUGACCAAGUAUGAAAUGGCGUGUGCAAUUGCAGAUGCAUUCAACCUCCCCAGCAGCCACUUGAGACCUAUUACCGACAGUCCUGUCUUAGGAGCUCAGCGUCCAAAAAAUGCUCAGCUUGACUGCUCUCGACUAGAGACCAUGGGCAUUGGUCAGCGGACACCCUUUCGGAUUGGAAUCAAAGAAUCACUCUGGCCUUUUCUCAUCGACAAGAGAUGGAGACAGACAGUCUUUCAUUAGUGUAUGUGUGUUUUCUUUUUUUAAAAAUGAAUAGUAUAGUGUGUUGCACUUUUUAACCAAAAAACAGGAAAUAGUUUUGUAUAAAUGCUCUUUAGUUCUGACACAUAUCUUUCAGGUAAAUGAUACUCUUGCACUAGUAGACUUAUCUAAAACUAAGGAGCAAUGAUGCCUUGUAUGAAGUAAUGAUGUUUUUGUUUAUAUUUCUGUUUGUUCUGGCUUAUCUUGCUGUUUAAGUAUAAUAAAUUAUGAGUCUUAAAUAUUUGAGAGCAAAGGUAAAACAGAUUUGCUGUAGACUUUU
Elephantulus edwardii (Cape elephant shrew) is the source of this 1360-nucleotide messenger RNA. It is a transcript of the gene MAT2B, whose product is annotated as methionine adenosyltransferase II, beta. Bases 58 to 1062 code for a protein of 334 amino acids. The record is from RefSeq and is a predicted model, not a curated record. Gene Ontology annotation, biological process: S-adenosylmethionine biosynthetic process. NCBI's taxonomy places the organism in Eukaryota, Metazoa, Chordata, Mammalia, Macroscelidea, Macroscelididae. The transcript has 7 exons. Gene Ontology annotation, cellular component: methionine adenosyltransferase complex. Gene Ontology annotation, molecular function: methionine adenosyltransferase regulator activity.